Arabidopsis arenosa is the source of this 1593-nucleotide messenger RNA. The record is from the annotation of a GenBank genome assembly. NCBI's taxonomy places the organism in Eukaryota, Viridiplantae, Streptophyta, Magnoliopsida, Brassicales, Brassicaceae.
GAAACCUCUCUUCUACAUGAUUUUUUUUCCGUCCACAAAGGGCCAAACCGCAAAAAAAGUUAUAACUUUUGCUUCUUCUUCGCAUUCACUCAAACAAAGUAGAAGACGGAAUCCAGCCCAGUCACUUCCGAAAUCCCCCUUUCGUUAGGGUUCGGAGAUUGUUUAUUGGAGUAACUGGAGAAUGGCAACAAUGUCUGAACUCAAAGAGCGUUUGCUUCCUCCAAGACCUGCUUCAGCUAUAAACCUUAGAGGGGAUGCAGGUUCUCGUCCUUCUCCAUCAGGGAGACAACCACUCCUUGGAGUUGAUGUUUUGGGUCUCAAGAAGCGUGGACAAGGGCUUAAGUCGUGGAUUCGUGUUGAUACUUUUGCCAAUUCUCAGGUCAUUGAGGUUGAUAAGUUCACUAUGAUGCGUAGAUGUGAUUUACCAGCACGUGAUUUAAGGCUGCUUGAUCCUUUGUUUGUGUAUCCGUCAACCAUUCUUGGCAGAGAGAAGGCUAUUGUUGUUAACUUAGAGCAGAUCCGUUGUAUUAUUACUGCGGAUGAGGUUUUGCUCUUGAAUUCCCUUGACAACUAUGUGCUUCGCUAUGUUGUUGAGCUGCAGCAGAGACUAAAGGCAAGUUCUGUUACUGAGGUUUGGAAUCAGGACAGUCUCGAAUUGAGCAGGAGGAGGAGUAGGAGUUUAGACAAUGUGUUUCAGAACUCAUCCCCUGAUUAUUUACCUUUCGAGUUCAGGGCUCUUGAAGUUGCCCUUGAAGCUGCUUGUACCUUCCUUGAUUCCCAGGCUUCAGAGUUAGAGAUUGAGGCAUACCCAUUAUUGGAUGAGCUUACCUCAAAGAUCAGUACUUUAAACUUGGAGCGUGCACGUAGACUAAAGAGCAGACUUGUAGCAUUGACGAGAAGAGUUCAGAAGGUUCGGGAUGAGAUUGAACAGCUAAUGGACGAUGAUGGGGAUAUGGCAGAAAUGUAUCUAACAGAGAAGAAGAAGAGAAUGGAAGGAUCUUUAUAUGGUGAUCAAUCUGUUUACCGAUCAAAUGAUUGUUUUUCUCUGUCUGCACCAGUUUCUCCUGUUUCUUCUCCUCCUGAGUCCCGCAGACUUGAGAAAAGCUUGAGCAUUGUAAGGAGCCGGCAUGACAGUGCUAAGAGCUCAGAAGGCGCAACCGAGAAUAUAGAGGAGCUAGAGAUGUUGCUGGAAGCAUACUUUGUUGUCAUCGAUAGCACUCUCAACAAGCUUACUUCGUUAAAGGAAUACAUCGAUGAUACCGAAGAUUUCAUCAACAUUCAAUUGGAUAACGUACGGAAUCAGCUGAUCCAGUUCGAGCUGCUGCUAACUACUGCGACAUUCGUUGUAGCCAUAUUCGGGGUUGUAGCCGGGAUCUUUGGGAUGAAUUUUGAAAUAGACUUCUUUGAACAGCCUGGUGCUUUUAAAUGGGUUUUGACCAUUACUGGAGUGUGUGGCCUUGUUGUAUUUUUGGCAUUCGUUUGGUUCUACAAACGUAGAAGACUCAUGCCUCUGUGAAGACAUAACCUGCCCUGACACGUAGACAAUUGUUUUCUUGUUUAUGUUGCUUAAAUUAAUAUAUUAAUCGUCUGUGA